CUGCCGUGAGUCACUUUGAAGAUUCCACCAGCCGCGCGUCGCCGCACAUCCACGCCGACAUGGAGAAGGAUUUCUUCCACUUCUUCUUGCACCCUCCGGAGGGCCACUUUUGAGCGACAACUGCGCGCGGACAUGCCCGCUGCGCACCCGACCCUGUUCCGAUGUUCCGGCGACUCCCGAAGUCCCUCUAAAUGCCGCCAGCAUGACGGAGUCGAACCGCAGCGGGCUCUAUGCGAACGGAUCCGCGUGGACGUCGGCGCCGAACGCCAGCAGCGCGUGUUGGACCUUGGCGCUGGACUCCCGCUCCGUGUGCCUGGGACUCUCCCUGGCCCUGUUCAUCCUGCUGGCCAUGGCGGGCAACGUCCUGGUCAUCCUGUCCGUGCUGUGCAACAGGCACCUGCGGACCGUCACCAACGUCUUCAUCGUCAACCUGGCCAUGGCGGACCUGCUGCUGAGCAUCGUGGUGCUGCCCUUCUCCGCCUCCCUGGAGGUGCUGGGCUGCUGGGUGUUCGGCCGGGUGUUCUGCAACAUCUGGGCGGCGGUGGACGUGCUGUGCUGCACCGCCUCCAUCCUCAGCCUGUGCGUCAUCUCCGUGGACCGCUACGUCGGCGUCAAGCACUGCCUCAAGUACCCCGCCAUCAUGACGGAGCGGCGCGCCGGGGUGGUGCUGGUGCUGGUGUGGCUCUCCUCCACCGUCAUCUCCGUGGGUCCGCUGCUGGGCUGGAAGGAGCCGCAGCCGGUGGACGCCAGCAUCUGCAGCAUCACGGAGGAGCCCGGCUACGCGCUCUUCUCCUCGCUCUUCUCCUUCUACCUGCCGCUGCUGGUCGUCCUGGUCAUGUACUUCAGGGUCUACGUGGUGGCCCGCCGGACCACCAAGAGCCUGGAAGCGGGCGUCAAGCGGGAGCGGGACAAGUCGGUGGAGGUGGUGCUCAGGAUCCACUGCCGCAGCGUGAUGGAGGACCCCGGCUCCAAGAGCAGCAGGCAGCAUCCCUUCAGGAGCUCGCUGUCGGUGCGCCUCAUGAAGUUCUCCCGGGAGAAGAAAGCUGCUAAGACUCUCGCCAUCGUCGUGGGCAUGUUCAUCUUGUGCUGGCUACCCUUUUUCUUCUUUCUGCCCAUGGGCUCCUUCUUCCCGGCGUUGAAGCCAUCCGAGACGGUCUUCAAGGUGGUCUUCUGGCUGGGCUACUUCAACAGCUGCAUCAACCCCAUGAUCUACCCUUGCUCCAGCAAGGAGUUCCAGCGAGCGUUCACCCGCCUCCUCAGGUGCCGCUGUCGCCGCAGGCGCCGCACCCUGCGUCGCUUCUACGACCAGAAAUGGCGCUCGGCCGUCCGGGCGAGGGGACCGAGAGGACAAGACGAGGCCUCCUACGUUCCGCACGGGUCCUGCGGCAGCUCCUUGCUGAGCGGGCGGGGGGGCAGUUUGAAGGGAUGGAACUUGUUUCCGCCCUUGCAGAAAUCCUCCUUUCAGCUGAAAGAGACGGUGAACAAUCUGUCCAAUAGAAUGAAAGGAGGAGGCACGGCUGCUGUGGGCGACGUGGGGAUUUACAACGUGUGCGAGCAGAGCAGCUAUCACAUCUACGACUGUUACGGCCUGAAGGAGACUGACAUUUAAUGGGCCGCAGGAGGACGCUGGAAUUUUUUUACCAUCUUUAGC
Molecule: messenger RNA, 1651 nt
Organism: Nerophis lumbriciformis (worm pipefish)
Lineage: Eukaryota; Metazoa; Chordata; Actinopteri; Syngnathiformes; Syngnathidae
Gene: adra1d
Product: adrenoceptor alpha 1D
Biological process (GO): positive regulation of cytosolic calcium ion concentration; phospholipase C-activating G protein-coupled receptor signaling pathway; positive regulation of vasoconstriction
Cellular component (GO): plasma membrane
Molecular function (GO): alpha1-adrenergic receptor activity
Source: RefSeq, a predicted model, not a curated record